AAUCGACUAACGUUAGACCGAAUGGAGGAAGUGGCGUUGAAGCAGUGGCUGGCGCCGUGGCCCAAGAUCAGCGCGCAGCUGAGCAACCUCCUCGUGGGUCUCAAACGCCGUCAGAUUACGGGCUCCUACGAGACGUCCCGCAAAACCACUGAGCUUCUGCGCUCCAUUCUCGGCACGGUGCGGUGGACCCAUGCGCGGCAGUUGAUGGACAACAUUCGGCUGUUGGGUCGCGUGCUCGUCAAGGCGAUCCCGCAGGAAUUGGCGAUCGGGAAUGUGAUCCGACGCGUUCUGUUCAUCAUCCGCGAAGAGUACCUGAACGCCGUGAAGACGUUGUCCAGCCAGACGCAAUCGCAGUUGUCACUUGGGACGAUCCUCACCCCGGGGACGGAGGCCGAUUACACGACGCCAAUCAAGGAACUCAAGCAAUCCGUCAUGGAAGGCGUUAGCGAACUCAUGGACGAAAUCGAAAACCUCCAUGUGAGCAUCGCCGAGCAGGCCAUGGAGUACAUCCACGCCAACGAGGUCAUCUUGACGUACGGCAUGUCCACGUCCGUGGAGGAGUUCCUCAAGGCCGCGGCGAAGAAGCGCCAGUUCAAGGUCAUCGUCGUCGAGUCGGCGCCGCUGCUGCACGGCCAGGCGUCGGCCCACCGCUUGGCGGAGAGCGGCAUCGACACCACCCUCAUCCCCGACAGCGCCGUCUUCGCGCUCAUGGCUCGCGUCAACAAGGUGGUGAUUCCGGCCGUGGCCGUGGUGGCCAAUGGAGGGCUCAUUGCCGAGUCUGGGAUUCAGAACAUUGCGCUGGCCGCCAAGAAGUUUUGCGUGCCGGUGGUGUGUGUAGCAGGGCUGUUCAAGCUGUGCCCGUUGUUCCCGCACGAUGUCGAUGUACUCAACGAACUCGUGUCCCCUGCGCACAUUUUCAACUACGACGACACUUUGCACAAUAUCGACGUGCUCAACCCAGUUAACGACUACGUCCCCCCCGAGUUUGUCACCAUCUUCAUCACCAACACGGGCGCGUACCAGCCGUCGUACAUCUACCGCCUCUUGACCGAGUAUUACUCGCCCCAGGACUACCAACUAGUCUAACAACCUCCAACACACUAAUCAAAGGGUAGUUAGUUGAACUAACUAUAUGUGGAAAUUGCACGGUGCAAAGUCGCCCCGCAUAUUGUG
Aphanomyces astaci is the source of this 1173-nucleotide messenger RNA. RefSeq lists its product as hypothetical. Gene Ontology annotation, cellular component: eukaryotic translation initiation factor 2B complex. Gene Ontology annotation, molecular function: guanyl-nucleotide exchange factor activity; translation initiation factor activity. Gene Ontology annotation, biological process: translational initiation. The coding region runs from base 22 to 1086 and encodes 354 amino acids. Lineage: Eukaryota; Oomycota; Saprolegniomycetes; Saprolegniales; Verrucalvaceae. The transcript has 5 exons. The record is from RefSeq and is a predicted model, not a curated record.